AUGUCGAGCUUGAAGCCAGUUUCGCGCGAUUUGAAUAGCACGAUCACCUCCGGCGUGUUGCGCACGUCAAAGACAUGGGUCUUGCCGCCACGAACGAAACCUGGGAGGCGUCCUAGAACGCAUUGGCGACAUGACCAGGAAACAGAGGAAACGGACCAGGAUUUACGCGAAUCCAGCAAGAAAGCCAAGAAUAGGGACGCGCAGCGUGCUUUUAGAGAGCGGCAAACGAAACAGCUGGCGGAAUUGCACGAGGAAGUGGCAAAAUGGAGCCAAAAAUGCGCUUUUUACAAGCAGGAACUCGACAAACACAUUCAGCAGGUGAAACGACUCGAGGGAGAGAACCAGGAGCUGGCAGCCCGGGUCAAUAAACUCGAGAAUAAUGCCCCGAAACAUAAUGAGUUGGAAAAAUGCGACAUGUGCACGCAGGACCUGUGCAUAUGCCAGGAAGUUGGUCUGAGGCCCCAGCGCGACGCAGCACUCGAGGCGAUGAUCGCGACGCUGACGCCCUCUUUGUGGCACAAAAUUGACACCUUUAGACCCAUGCAGGCGGUGGCUCUACCGCAAUCGCUGCAGGCUCGCCGAAAGCGCAAGAAAGGGCCAGAAACUUCCGGCAACUUCCCAGUGCUGAAAAAGUCGGCACCAUCAGUAGAGCUAGACGGUGUUUUUCCUUCUUUGAGAGUGUCUAAGACCUCUGGCGUCCCGGAAAGUGCAGGAAGUAAUAUAUCCAUGUUCAAAAAGAUGGAAGGCUCUGUCAAUAGUUUCGAGGCGUCGUCACCACAUGAUAGCGGUCCAGCGACCGCCGUGAGUGAAUCUUUAGACUUCCCAGUUGAAAGCGAAGGGUGCGGCUUCUGCUCAGAAACCUCGGCGUGUCUGUGCAGGGAUCAACUGGGACUAGAUUCAACCCAGCACAUAUGUCAGGGAUCCCAAAGCACGCCGGCCUCGACAGAGGUCGCCAACGAUAAAUUAUUUUUUAAACCGAGAGCUAUAAAACAGUGA
This is a messenger RNA of Lachancea meyersii CBS 8951, 996 nucleotides long. NCBI's taxonomy places the organism in Eukaryota, Fungi, Ascomycota, Saccharomycetes, Saccharomycetales, Saccharomycetaceae. The record is from the annotation of a GenBank genome assembly.